AUUACAGCUGCUACAGUUGGUUUUUCAUUCAGAUGUCUCUGCAAUUUUUUUCUUGUAAGAUGUGUAAAGUGAUCAAAAUUGUGUAGUAAAUUUGCAAGAAUUUGGAUCAGUUAUAUCAUAACCGUUGCACGUAUUAUUUUGCAAUUGGAUAUAUGUAUUUUCAUGUGAUUCUGAAGCAACUCUUUCUCAUUUCAGUAUAAAAAAGAGAAAUAUUAACAAAGCGUCCUCUAGAUCAUUUAUAUUUCGUCCUGUCAAAUUUCUGUUCUGUGGUUAAAACAAAAUGAAGUGGUUUUCUGGAAGUAUAAAUGAAGCUGUUGCAACGUCAAAGUCUCGAAAAGCCAUUUUCGUGGUUUUCGUAGCUGGAUCUGAUGAAGCCUCCAUCGAAGCAACUAAAGUUAUUGACACACCAGAAAUAUCAUCGUCUUUAGAAAAAGAUGAUUUCGUGGCUAUUAAAUUGGAAAGUGGCUCUGAAUCUUAUCGAUUCUUUGCCCAGAUUUAUCAAUUAGUACCUGUACCGUCUUUAUUCUUUAUUGGCAGGAAUGGCAAGCCCUUAGAAAUUGUUGCUGGAAAUAUAACUACAUCAAAUCUCAUCAGUAAAAUUGAUAUUGUUUUAUCAAAAGCUAAAGAAAAUGGUACUUCAGAUGAUUUAAUUAAAGCUGAACAAAGUGCAGCUGUAGCUAGUAGUUCACAUUCUUCCACAAGUAAUGUCCCAACUAAUGAGGCUUCUACGGUCAAAACUUCACAAUUAAUUGAAAAUCAAUCAGCAAUUAAUGCUAGUCAAACUCAUACCGAAAAAAUAAAAGAAGAUUUAUCGUCCAAAGAAGCUUCGUCAUCUUUAAAUUCAGAAACUGUUCAAGUUGCUAGUGAAAAUAAUGACAAAAAAGAUUUAACACCAGAGGAAAAAGUAGAGCGGGCCAAGAAAUUAAUAGAGUUACAAAAACAACAAAAACUCGAACAAGAACGAGAAAAAGAAAAGCUCCAAGAAAAAGAAAGACGAGAAAUUGGUAAACAAAUGCAAAGUGCUCGACGUCAACAGCAAGAUUUAGAAAUGAAACUUGCUCAUGAAGAACGUAAGAAGGAAAAAGCUGCAGAACUCGAAGCGAGAGAAAGGAUUAGGCACCAAAUUGCUCAAGACAAAUUAGAACGCAAACAGCGAGAACAAGCAUUAUUACAACAAACAAUGCAACAACAACAGCAGCAGCAAAAUAAUCAACCACGUCCUAGUGGAUCUUCUGUUUUUCCCAAUGAUGGAAAUACAAGAAUUCAGUUCAGAUUACCGUCCGGAAAUCCUCAUACAGCAACAUUUGAAGCGACAAGUACACUUCGAGAAUUACGAGCUUAUGUAGUUGGUAAUAUUGAUUUACCAUUUCAAGAGUUCUCUUUAUCUAUGUCAUUUCCUCGAAGAGAUUUGAAUCAGGAGGAUGAUGAGAAAACAUUGCUUGAACUUCAGCUCGUCCCUAAUGCAGUUAUUCUUAUCUUACCUGUCAGAAAUAUUAAAUCUACGUCAGUUGUAGCAGCAGAAGACUCAAGCUUCUUAUCACGUUUCGUAUGGGCAUUAUUUGCUCCUAUUCUUACGGUCUACAAUUAUUUAAGCGGUCAAUUGUUUGGUACACAAACUAGAGACAGGAAUCAACAAAAUGAUUCUAACUCUUCAGAUGGUCCAUCCAUUAGAACUAGCAGAGUUUUUUCGAGUAACGAUAUGAGCCAGUCAACUGGAGUCGUUCGACGAAAUAUAGGAGGAUCAAGUGUGUCUGUUAGGGGACUCCGUAAUGUGCAUAGGCUUCAUUCGGGUGGAGAUGAUAAUGAUGAGAAUAAUACGUGGAACGGAAAUUCAACUCAGCAAAUGUGAAUAAUCAUAUUAAAUGUUAUUAUUUCAACCACGAUUUAAUUGUUAAAUACUACCACCAUUGUAUUUAAAUAACUGGACCAAUCGAUAUUGCAAUGCGUUCAAUAAUACAUCUUACACAUUAUUUAAACUUGAGAAUAAAUAAUGAUAAUCAUUACAGUGAUAACGACUAUUAUGAAAUAUAAUAAAUAUGCACUAUGUAGUGAUAA
Messenger RNA from Chelonus insularis, 2055 nucleotides. RefSeq names its product UBX domain-containing protein 4-like. Gene Ontology annotation, molecular function: protein binding. The record is from RefSeq and is a predicted model, not a curated record. NCBI's taxonomy places the organism in Eukaryota, Metazoa, Arthropoda, Insecta, Hymenoptera, Braconidae. The transcript has 8 exons. Bases 281 to 1849 code for a protein of 522 amino acids. Gene Ontology annotation, cellular component: endoplasmic reticulum.